AUGAAGAACACGGAGAAGGUUCUCAAAGCCAGUAUCAUGGAUCUCAAUAUCGAGCAUCCCAAAAUCAAAGAGAUCAAGUUCACGGAGAACAUGUUCAAGGACAACAACCUCAAGGUGAAGACCAAAGAUCACAAAAUGACCAAAAUACUUUUUCUAAGUACUAUAAUUAUCUUAGCGGAAACGAUUUCCCCGGAUAUUAGAUUGUUGUUUAAAUUUAUAUUAUGUCCUUUUAAAUUUUCUUAG
Arabidopsis thaliana (thale cress) is the source of this 243-nucleotide messenger RNA. RefSeq lists its product as uncharacterized. Lineage: Eukaryota; Viridiplantae; Streptophyta; Magnoliopsida; Brassicales; Brassicaceae. The transcript has a single exon. The coding region runs from base 1 to 243 and encodes 80 amino acids. The record is from RefSeq and is marked reviewed.